UUAAACAAACAGGAGAUCCUGAAACCUGGACCUUGUGCAGGCAGCAGCGUCAGGGGGAGGCGGAGGAGGCAGAGCCCGGGAUGGGCGCCGAGGGGGAUCUGUGAUCCCGCGCACCCCCGCCCCGCGCGCGCGCACACACUCACACACGCACACUCCUCACACACUCGCACCAACACACACUCGUACCCGCCCGCGCCGCGCGAUCGCCGGCUCGCUCUCCCACGCAGGCGGAAUGCAGCAGCGGCCGGGGAGCGAGUCUCUAGCCGCUGCCUGAAUGCACCUCGCUGCCAGGAGCCGGACGGCCCAGUAGGGCGCACGGGAGGACGCUCCGCCACUGGAGCCUGAACAGUUUUAGACGGUGCAGUCUUGCUACAGGUCUGAGAGAUGGCCGUAGGAAACAACACCCAACGAAGUUAUUCCAUCAUUCCGUGUUUCAUAUUUGUUGAGCUUGUCAUCAUGGCUGGAACAGUGCUGCUUGCCUACUACUUCGAAUGCACUGACACUUUUCAGGUGCAUAUCCAAGGAUUCUUCUGUCAGGAUGGAGACUUAAUGAAACCUUACCCAGGGACAGAGGAAGAAAGCUUCAUCACGCCUCUGGUGCUCUAUUGCGUGCUGGCUGCCACCCCAACUGCUAUUAUUUUUAUUGGUGAGAUAUCCAUGUAUUUCAUAAAGUCAACAAGAGAAAACCUGAUUGCCGAGGAGAAAACAAUUUUGACUGGAGAAUGCUGUUACCUGAACCCCUUACUCCGAAGGAUCAUCAGAUUCAUAGGGGUAUUUGCAUUUGGACUUUUUGCUACUGACAUUUUUGUAAACGCUGGACAAGUGGUCACUGGGCACCUAACACCGUACUUCCUGACAGUGUGCAAGCCGAACUACACCAGUUCAGACUGCCGGGCACAUCACCAGUUCAUAAGCAAUGGGGACAUUUGUACUGGGGACCUGGAAGUGAUAGAAAAGGCUCGAAGAUCCUUUCCCUCCAAACAUGCUGCUUUGAGCAUUUACUCCGCCUUAUACGCCACGAUGUACAUCACAAGCACAAUCAAGACCAAGAGCAGUCGACUGGCCAAGCCGGUGCUGUGCCUGGGGACCCUCUGCACAGCCUUCCUGACGGGCCUCAACAGGGUCUCAGAGUACCGGAACCACUGCUCAGAUGUGAUCGCUGGCUUCAUCCUGGGCACUGCAGUGGCUCUGUUCCUGGGCAUGUGUGUGGUUCAUAACUUUAAAGGAACACAUGGAUCUCCUUCCAAACCCAAGCCCGAGGAUCCCCGUGGAGUACCCCUAAUGGCUUUCCCAAGGAUAGAGAGCCCUCUGGAAACCCUAAGUGCACAGAAUCACUCAGCUUCCAUGACCGAAGUCACCUGAGAUAUGAUGUGACAUAGCUGUUUUUACCACCUUCUAAUUCAAUACUUCAAAAUACACAGUUAUUCAAUGUCCAACUGUGAAGACAAGUAUCAUGUUUAUCUAGUUAGAGGCUAAUGUUUUGUACAUUUUUUUUUUUGUAUGGAGAAGUGAUGUAGCUUGCCCUGAUUAGUUUUUUUUUUUUGUCAGCUUUAAUAUAUUUAUGCCAGAAUUUUAAAACCAACAAAAUUUUCUUCUUGUUCAAGUGUGCAUUGAAAAAUCACAUUUAUUCAAUGGUUGAUGUUAUUUUGUGAUAUUUGUACACAAAUCUUCUUUUCUCAAUUUUAUAGACACAAAUACAGUUAAUGUAACAAUUUACUUUAAACUUUUAUUACCACAGUUGCUGCCUCCUCCAGAAUUUCUGAAUUUUAAUGAAAGUUAAAUUUUUGAGUUGCAGGAAGGACAAUGUUGGUUAAUGGUAAAUCUCAAAAUCAAUUGUGGAAAAAAACAUUCAAAGAGAACUUUGUGUUCUGAUCUGUUACCAGUUUAUUGUAUUAAGUUUAAGUGAUAUAUUGGUGAAGUUGCCUAAUUAUACAAUUGGCAGAAAAUCCUAGAUAUGGGGGGUGUUUAGGUUGUAUGACUCUUUCAUAGAUAAUGGCCUUGCCCACCUAAGAAACUGAAGAUCUGUAUGGAAUUACGUUCUUGGGCAGGCAGGUGACACUGUAGCCUUCUUUCCAAAAAUCAGCCAGCAGCAGCCUUCCCUGUCAACUCAACAGUUUUGUAUAUCAUAUUGUAUGAACUUUAUAUGAAAAUGAUAUUUUACAGUUUGCACAGUAUUAUUUUACAGAAAGGGUAUCAGAGCAUCUACAACACAGAGUUCCAGAGCAACAGCUUCACUCUGGCUUUUAACUGCUCUAGGAUCUUAACUGCAUUCCAUUUUUCUAGCAUGGUGAUGACUAAUGUGUAACACCUCCUUGAAGAAAAGGAGCUCCUUGUCUUUACCUAUCAGAAUGUUUUCUUACACUUCCAUGUUGGCCCUUCUUAGCUUUUUUUGUACAUAUUUUUUUUCUAAAGAGAAGAAAAAAAAGUUAUCACAAAAAGUA
Castor canadensis (American beaver) is the source of this 2441-nucleotide messenger RNA. It is a transcript of the gene Plppr1, whose product is annotated as phospholipid phosphatase related 1. Gene Ontology annotation, molecular function: phosphatidate phosphatase activity. The record is from RefSeq and is a predicted model, not a curated record. Lineage: Eukaryota; Metazoa; Chordata; Mammalia; Rodentia; Castoridae. Gene Ontology annotation, cellular component: plasma membrane. Gene Ontology annotation, biological process: phospholipid metabolic process; signal transduction; phospholipid dephosphorylation.